This is a messenger RNA of Yamadazyma tenuis ATCC 10573, 2778 nucleotides long. It is a transcript of the gene LAC1, whose product is annotated as Lac1p. The record is from RefSeq and is a predicted model, not a curated record. NCBI's taxonomy places the organism in Eukaryota, Fungi, Ascomycota, Pichiomycetes, Serinales, Debaryomycetaceae. Gene Ontology annotation, cellular component: membrane. Gene Ontology annotation, biological process: ceramide biosynthetic process. Gene Ontology annotation, molecular function: sphingosine N-acyltransferase activity.
CACGAACGAGCCUAUUGUUACCGUUGUUGUACUAUUGCAGUGAUACCUCCUGUAAAUCGUAUUCAACAAAGACUCGCCUGUUGCUGUACCCAACUGUGGUACUGUUGUCCCUUUGUGCCCCUCCCCUUCUCCGUUGCAAUUCCAACCACAAAACACGCACACUUUCCAGCAUUUCUUAACUCAAUACGUGUGCUCCUACAUCAUGACCGAGAGAACCCUUCUUAAACAAACGGACACCGACACAACCGACACACUCAAACCGUCAACCCCCAAACCCAACCCGUCGUCUAAGUCAUCAGAUGGUACUAGAUACGAAAACUCCUUUGUUGCAUUUAUCGAGAGAAACCUGUUCCCGUUUUCUCGAACCGUUUUGUUCUUGUUGUACCUGCUUCACAUAUUUUCUAAGAACUCUACCGUCCAUACAUGGACCUCCAAGCUCGUCACGUUACUGAACCAAACUGGAAUUGAUGCCAACGGGUACCCCGUAUACGAUAUAUGUAAUGAUGAUGCGUUUGUGGUUCUUCACGGUGUGCUUCUUUUCAUGUUUAUUCGAUCGUUUUUGAUGAUCUACGUAUUUGCGCCAUUUGCAUCCUACACCUUCAGAAUGGACAAAAGAGCCAAGGUACGGUUCGCCGAGCAAAGUUGGAGCUGCUUCUACGCAUCGUUUUCCACCAUUUAUGGCAUGUAUUUGUAUUACAACUCCGAAUACUGGGGGCACUUGGAAAAUUUGUUCGCUGGGUGGCCUCACGACAAAAUGUCCACCUCAUUCAAGGCAUACUAUCUUAUGCAAAUAGCCUUUUGGCUCCUGCAAAUCAUUGUGUUGAACAUCGAAGAAAAGAGAAAAGAUCACUACCAGAUGUUCGGCCAUCAUAUCAUCACCAGUCUUUUAUGUAUUGGCUCCUACCAAAAUUACUACAUGAGAAUAGGAAACUUGAUCUUGAUCUUGAUGGACUUCUGUGAUGUAUGCUUAACGGGAGCCAAGGUCUUGAAGUAUGCCGGAUUCUCCACCCUUUGUGACAUCAUGUUCGUCUGCUUCUUAUUGUCCUGGGUGAUCUUGAGACAUGGUGUCUACAACUACCUUUUCUAUUAUGCCAUGGCCAAUGCCGAAUCCUUAAUGACUUUACAUCGGUGUGUCCCUGGCGUAGUGGAGGAAAAGUGUUGGAGCCGCUUUGUUCUCUACACAUGCUUUGUUCUUUUGGCCAUUUUGCAAUUGUUGUGUAUUGCUUGGCUAUACUCGAUUUCUAAAGUCGCAUACAGAGUUGUAUCUGGAACCGGGGCUGAAGAUGUGAGAAGCGAUUCCGAUGACAGCGAUGACGAAUUGGAAGAUGAACAACAGUCAAAUGAACAACAGUUAGCUGAAAACAAAAAAAACUAGGUACUACACCUACCACUAGAUCAUCGCGUGUAUAAUAUUUAUUUGGUAAUAAAAUAUUCUUGAUACUCUUUUACGCUGGGUUCAAAAACAAGCUCGUGUAGAGACACAACACCAUCACGCAGAACCCCCAGAUCACAAGAAUGUAUGACAACACCUUCAACACCGCUCCUGCUUUGGUGUUGUUGGUUGACAAUUUGUAUCCAAAUAGACCUGGCAAGAUAAACGAGAUGGCAGUUGAUCCCGUAGCACCGACAAUUGCCAACACCAACGCAAACGACUUGAUCGAAACUGCCAACACAUACCCGAGCAAUAACAAGCCCACGGUUAUGGUGUAGAAUCGUGGCUCAGGUAGCGGUACCACCGGUGGCUCUCUAGCAAUAUUGGGAUUUGAUUCGGCCAACAAGGGACCAUUCUCAUCAACUGGUUCGUUGAGGUAGCGGGUUUUCAACCAAAAGUAUAUGUUGUUGACGGAGAUUCGGGCUGGGUGCAACAUCAACGGGAAGGAGAAUAACACCAUGAAUGCAAUGCAGCUUCUCCCCAAAGUAGCAGAAACAGAUGCUGGAUACAGCAAAAUCACGUUUCCCGUGACCAAGUCUCCAAACGUCAAGUAUCCAGCCAACCCCACAAAGAUGAACAAGGCUGCAGAUGUGAAGAUGGCCACGUUCACCAACACCGUCAAGCUCUUCAAAGACUUGUCUUUCGCUUCGUUGAUGAUGGAAAACAUGUUCUGGUGACCGGUGAAUGCAAACACGAUGAUUGAGAACGUGCUGAAGACUCCAGUCACAUUGGGUGGAAAAUAUGACAAGUUGCCUUUAAGCUCCUGUGGUACGUCUCCUACCAAGAAAUGAGUAAUCACCAACAAGGACAUAUAAGCAAUAGCAACCAAUCCUAAAACCGAAGUGUACUUUAGCGAGUCCAAGUUUUUCAACAUGGCCAAUGGCACCGUGAUCACGGUUGAUGCCAAGAUCCAGAACGUCCGGAGAUUGUCUUCCUGGACAUGUGGAAUACGAUGUAUAAUCGUUGGCAUUAAAUCUCCCACAAGUACCAAGUAUGACAAGGCACAUCCAAAACAUUGGAUUGCAAUGGCCAAAUCGAAAACAACCGACAAGUUGGGGUACGACGCUGAGCACACACUAAAGAACGUGGCGUGUCCCGAAGGCACAAACCUCGAGACAUAAGCCUGUAAGAAUAACCCAAACCCUGAAGUAGCUGCCGCGAGAAGGAUGAUGAAUGUGCCAAAUACGAGGCCGUCAGUGGAGUAUGCCAAGGGCAUUGAGAGCAACCCCGCUCCUAUGAUGGUCUUUGUGAGGCUGACAGCCGACGACACGAACGAGGCACCUCCAGUUACAGGUUCCAUUAUAUUACCGGUGGUGUGUGUUCGUUUUGGUGAUUCGAUUGCAAUU